This is a messenger RNA of Gigantopelta aegis, 1913 nucleotides long. RefSeq names its product zinc finger and SCAN domain-containing protein 22-like. NCBI's taxonomy places the organism in Eukaryota, Metazoa, Mollusca, Gastropoda, Neomphalida, Peltospiridae. Gene Ontology annotation, molecular function: DNA-binding transcription factor activity; RNA polymerase II cis-regulatory region sequence-specific DNA binding. The coding region runs from base 797 to 1594 and encodes 265 amino acids. The record is from RefSeq and is a predicted model, not a curated record. The transcript is spliced from 2 exons. Gene Ontology annotation, biological process: regulation of transcription by RNA polymerase II.
CACGAACAUGCAUCCAUCUCAAAACUUCGCUCCGUGCUGCAGAGCUUUAAGCUGCUAACUCUGGUCUUCCCAGUAAUCUUCCGGAAGCUGGGGAAGGAUUCACGAUUUUAGUGUCAGCAGUAAGAACUGCGACGACAUCGACUAACGUAGACGAUGGCAUAGUCAGGAUUAGUGGUACAGUUCAGGACAGCGGUAUGCAAGAAGAGUGCUCUUAAUGAAUAGGAACUCUUUGCCAGAACUGUAGUCAUCACAGCUGCUUGCUGUCACCUUUAUUGGCCAGUACGACGAGCACAAAACCAGAGCUUUAAGUUUCGCCAUAUUAUUCAAAUCAUAUUACGACAGGUGAACCUUUCAUGAACAACCAAAACCUCAAGCUUGUUACCGAGUUGUAAUGUCAACCAAAUUUGUAUAUUUUAUUUAUGAACUUAAUUAACACAGUGUCUGGUCAGUGCUGUUGAUUAUAUAUCUUGACUGUUUUUCAGUACUGCAGAUCUGUGCCAAAUUUAUUAACAUACACAACAGAUACCUCCCCAUCAACCCCCCUUUCAGGAUUGCAAACCUGCACAAUUAAUGAUAAAUUUACAGAAUAUAUAUUGACGUUUUCUCUCAAAAUUGCCAACUUGUGCACAGUUUGUAGUUAACUUAAUGGUCAAAAUCUGAUAUUGACGAUUUUCGCAACAUUAGCAAAAUCGAAGUGUACAUACACUGAAGAACGAACUUCGACUGUUUUCAGUCUGUAAAUUUAGUGUGAACAUCUAUAUCAGCUUUUCUCAAACAUAUUUAUGUAUUUUAAAGUAUGUCUGUGAAAACAAUAUUUUCCUCUGAUUCCCAUGUUCAAGGACAUGUCACAAACCAAGACGUCACCGAACAUGAUGUCACAGCACAUGACGUCGCAAAACAUGACGUCACAGAACAUGAUGUCACAGAACAUGACGUCACAGAACAUGCCGCAAAACAUGACGUCGCAGAACAUGACGUCAUCAAACCACAGUCUCUCCCAGCAUCACCAAGUCAUAACGGAAAUGCAGCCGGCGAACCGAAUACACGCCUCCUAUCAGAGAUGUCUCCAAAUGCCGGAAGCGGAUUAAGCAAGUCUCUGGGUCACGUGGCAGGCGACGUCAGCCAAUCGUCUUCUACCUCGGACGAGCAACCACAGACUGAUUCCGAGGAUGACGUCCUCGACGCUCUAUGGCUACGGAAUAAGAUUGCCGCGGAAACCAGUCGCGCGAGGAUAGUACCGAUGCGGCGGAAGGCGUUCAGCGAGUCGGAGGCAACCAGCCGCUCGGAGCGCUGCGACCUCUGUGGAGAGAGUUUCGCCACCGCGCUCCAACUACGACGUCACGUGAUGGUGCACACCCGCCAGAGGUCGCUCGACCUGCCUUCGAAGAAGGUCACGGAACCGCCACAGCAGUGCACCAAGUGCAAGAAGGUUUUCGAGAACGUAACGUAUUUGGAGAAGCACAAGCUGCGACGUCACUCGUCGGAGAAAUACACGUGUGACGUGUGUCUGUUGACCUUUGACACGAAGAAGGAGAGAGACGCCCACAGGAGAAGUCAUUUCGGAGAAAACCCGUUUUCAUGCAGGAUCACGUGACGUAGAUAAAUACGCUUUUAACGUAGCGCUGAUAGCGCUGGCUGUAGUUUCAAUCUAAUUAAAAUUAUCUCCACUAUUACGUGUGGAUCUAACAGCAGCCCGUUGGAGCUUAUGUCCAGUUGACCUUUCAUUCGACCAAUCAAAACCUUACUUGCAAAAUCAUGCCAGUGAUUUGAACAAAAUUUGAAAACACUCGGGGAUUAUGCCGACGGUAUACGAAAUGAUUCAGGUGAAUUACGAAGUAUGCCGGAAACUAAUUGCAAUAUAAAAUUUUAUAUACAAUUCGUUUUAAGAUGAAAAAAAACCGUGAUGGUAUAGC